CCGGGCGGCCUUGAAAUAGCCGCGGCGGGCUCCUCGCUGCGCAGUGCCCCGGCUCCCCGCACCAUGGGUGGCAAGAAAGUCUGCAUCGUGGGCUCCGGCAACUGGGGCUCGGCCAUCGCCAAGAUCGCCGGCAGCAACGCGGCGCGGCUGAGCGGCUUCGAGAGCCAGGUGAGGAUGUGGGUGCUGCAGGAGGAGGUGGGCGGCCGGCGCCUCACGGACAUCAUCAACACGGAGCACGAGAACGUCAAGUACCUGCCCGGGCACAAACUGCCCCCCAACGUGGUGGCAGAGCCAGACCUGCUGAAAGCCUGUGCUGAGGCUGACAUCCUCCUGUUUGUGGUGCCCCACCAGUUUAUUGGCAAAGUCUGUGACCAGCUCCAGGGCCACGUGAAGAAAAAUGCUGUUGGGAUGUCACUCAUCAAGGGGGUGGAUGAAGGACCAGAUGGGCUGAGGCUGAUCUCAGACAUUAUCCAUGAGAAACUGGGCAUAGAGAUGAGCGUCCUCAUGGGGGCCAAUAUUGCUAAUGAAGUGGCAGACGAGAAGUUCUGCGAAACGACCAUCGGCUGCAAGAACCUGCAGCACGGGCAGAUGCUGAAGGAGCUGAUGCAGACACCGAACUUCCGAGUGACAGUGGUGGAGGAGGCUGACACCGUGGAGAUCUGUGGGGCUCUCAAGAACGUUGUGGCUGUAGGAGCUGGUUUCUGUGACGGGCUGGGCUAUGGAGACAACACCAAGGCUGCCGUGAUCCGUCUGGGACUGAUGGAGAUGAUUGGCUUUGCCAAACUCUUCUGCAAGGGCCCUGUCACCUCCUCCACCUUCCUGCAGAGCUGUGGGGUUGCUGACCUCAUCACCACCUGCUACGGGGGCCGCAACAGAAGGGUGGCUGAGGCUUUUGCCAAGACUGGGAAGUCUAUUGAGCAGCUGGAGAAGGAGAUGUUGAACGGGCAGAAGCUGCAGGGUCCCCAGACGUCUGCUGAGCUGCAUCGCAUCCUGAAGAGCAAGAACGUGGUGGAGAAGUUCCCCCUCUUCACAGCUGUGUAUCAGAUCUGCUACGAGGGCAAACCUGUCACUGAUGUCAUCAAGUGUCUGCAGAACCACCCUGAGCACAUGUGAGGGGGCUGCAGAGCCUCUGACCCUGCCGAGAGGAGCAGAGAGCUCCUGCCCACGCCAGCCUGCUCUGCUGCUGCAGCUGUGGAAGGAGUCUGGAUUUCCUGGGAGCCUUUGCAGCGUGUUGGAAGGGCAGAGGUUCCCUUUCUCAGCCCUGGACACUGCCAGCCUGAGCCUGGCAUCUGCACAGAGGUACCUGCUGACCUCCCCCUCUCUUUGAAGGGCUCAUUUAGCUUCUGCUGCUCUCUGGGGUCUGCCCUGAGUGGGGCUGAGCAUCUUCCUCCUUCCACUUCCUCCUGCUGUGGUGGAUUCAGUUAUCUGAGGGACUCUGCCAGGUCAUCUUGAGCAAGCCUGGGAGGACAAGCUUUGCUAUUAGCCCCAUGGGGGCCACCUGGCAUGAUACCAGCCCUUCCCUGCUUGCUGUCCUUGCUUUUGGCUUAACUCUUUCGUGGAGAGGACACAGGUCCCUGCCAGGCUCCACCAGGGUGAGCAAAGCUCCUCAGGACUUGCCAAGGGGCUGAGAAUCACUCUUCUUCCUAAGAAGCACCAGCCCAGAAAAGAGCAUCCUUUGCCACCUGCUGCUUCCCCAGCCAUGCUGAGCUGCUCCUGCUGGAGGACACAGCCAGUGCUGUGGGUGGGAGGACUUCACAGCUGGUUCAUUUAGAUUUUUUUCCCCCUCCCAGUCAUCCCUGGCCCCUGCACCUGGGGAACUCCCCUGUUGUCACAGAGUUGCCUGUGCUAAUUCCAUGCCUGCUGACUGUCCCUGGGAAGCCUUUCUCCCUCCUCUGGCUUUGGCAAUGCAGGGACCAACUGCCCCAGAGUCUUUCUGAGCAGCUGGCAGGCUGUGUGACCCCUGCCACUGGACCUGACAAAGCAGUUGGGUCGUGCUGCUUUCAGAUGAAUGAUCCACAGCAGCUUUUUGCCUUCUCUCUGGCUUGCUCCAGUCUGUGCCUUAGCCUGGUCUUUGCUUCUGCACGUGGCUUGAUAGGAUCUGAGAAAGCAGGUCCCACACACACUUACUUUCCCUGCUGCCCCUGCUGUAAGGAUGCUGGAAACUGCCCAACGUGCUGAUCUGCCAGAGGUACAGGGAGACCUCCAACAUCACAGGAGAGGACAGAGGUCUCCUGCCUCCUGUUGUGCCUUUGAAACUUGCCCCUUGUCCAGCUGGGUGCCACGUGCCUUUCUGCUCCUCUGAAGCUGCUCAUUCCACUCAUGUUUGCUCAGGCCAGCGUGUCCAGCAGUUCGCUGACCCCUGUCUGGGCAGGCAGGCUGAGCUGCUGCAGGUCUGCCCACCCCUGCCUGGGUCUCUGGCCAGCAGUGCACCUCACAACACUUAAAAUAAACUUGGAGAGGAGGAGGGA
Messenger RNA from Apus apus (common swift), 2468 nucleotides. It is a transcript of the gene GPD1, whose product is annotated as glycerol-3-phosphate dehydrogenase 1. The transcript is spliced from 8 exons. Gene Ontology annotation, molecular function: glycerol-3-phosphate dehydrogenase [NAD(P)+] activity; protein homodimerization activity; NAD binding. The coding region runs from base 64 to 1113 and encodes 349 amino acids. NCBI's taxonomy places the organism in Eukaryota, Metazoa, Chordata, Aves, Apodiformes, Apodidae. Gene Ontology annotation, biological process: glycerol-3-phosphate catabolic process; carbohydrate metabolic process. Gene Ontology annotation, cellular component: cytosol; glycerol-3-phosphate dehydrogenase (FAD) complex. The record is from RefSeq and is a predicted model, not a curated record.